Cylindrotheca closterium is the source of this 2581-nucleotide messenger RNA. Lineage: Eukaryota; Bacillariophyta; Bacillariophyceae; Bacillariales; Bacillariaceae. The record is from the annotation of a GenBank genome assembly.
AUGGACGACUCAGACAGUGGCAGUGACAGUGGCAGUGGCAGUGGCAGUGACUAUAGCAGUGCCAGAGAUGAAAGUAGUUUCGAACAUGUCGAAUUUGUGUACGAUAGUGAAGACAAAGAAAUCACAGAAGAAAUCAAACGAACCAUGACAAAGUUGAUUGUGCGCGGGCCUAAUGUAAAGACUAUUAAAGAGGGAGUCUUCAAGGAAUGUGCAAAGCUAAAGGAAAUUGAUUUCACCGAGGCAACUGCGUUGGAAACGAUUGGAGAUGAAGCCUUUCGGAAGUGUCCUAGUCUCCUUGCUUUCAAGUGCCCAUCCAAUGUCAAGACGAUUGGAAAGGACGCCUUUUAUGAAUGUGCAAAGCUAAAGGAAAUUGAUUUCACCGAGGCAACUGCGUUGGAAACGAUUGGAGGAUGGGCCUUUUUCUAUUGUUCUAGUCUGCUUGCUUUCAAGUGCCCAUCCAAUGUCAAGACGAUUAAAGAGCAGGCCUUUCUACGUUGUAAAAAGCUAAAGGAAUUUGAUUUCACCAAGGCAACUGCGUUGGAAACGAUUGAAGAAUGGGCCUUUAGCGACUGUCCUAGUCUUGAAAACGUCUACUUUGCUCCCAACGUGACAGUGGUCGGAAAGAGCAUCCUCAAAGACUGCCCAAAGCUCCAAUCUUUGAAGAUUCCCAGUGGCAAUCCAGCGAUUCAUAUUCGAUUGUACACAUCACUCAAUGAAGAUCAAAAGCAUUUGAUCACCUUGAAUGACAUAGUGAAUGUCUAUGCUUGCAAUCCAAUCAAGAAUUCCGAAUUGCUGGAGAACUCGGGGGAAGAAAAAUCGAUUCUUCACCAAGUGAGAGAAAAGUAUAUUGGUUCCAUUGUCGAUGGUACACGUCGUUUGCUUUCGAUUCCGGAGCGCAAUGGGUGGUUGCAAUUCUUGGCGAACAAUAUGGGCGACGGAACGGAUGACCCAGACAUGAGCAAGUUAUUGGACUAUCUUGAAACUGUGGAUAUCGAAAGAGUCCGACAGCUUGCCGAAACCAAGGAUCAAUCAGAGCGCACUGCAAAGUCGGUGGCAUCCAAACACAUCCAAGAAGUGUUUGAAGACCGAUUGUUCUUUCUCGGCCGCUACGAUAUUGCAAGAGGACCACCCAUUCACCAGUCGGCAACUUGUGUUGUGGUCAAGGCAACGGAUGCCAAGAUGAGGGAGUACUUUGAAGCAGAGUAUAAACCAUAUGAAGGAAGAGAAGUAGACGAGGAAUUGUUCCAGGAGAUAUUGGGCAAGUUGAAGUUGAUCCCACACGACAAGGAAAACAUCAAGGGUCUCUUCCAACGGGCAGAUGUUGACCGAACGAAAAAGAUUUCCAAAGAAGAGUUUGUGGACUUUUGCUUGGCCGAAAUUGGUGGCAAUGUGGUUCUAAAGCUGAUGCAGAACAAGGAUCAGUUUUGCCGAGAGGUGGAGCGUCGGGAACAGAAUAAACUGGACUCGAAAUAUGUGGUUGGUAGUAUUGGAAAGCAUGAUUUGGUCCAUUCAUCAGGAAAGGAUACCGCCAACCAGACAUUUCGGGAGAAGGUGGGUGUUUCGGCAGAGAAUUACAGCAAUGUCCUGGUGAUGCCUUAUGGAGAUCGGAAUUUGGACACUAUCUUUCGAAGUGAACGUCCUACACCAAUUACGGUUCGCAAUUUGAUGAAGCAAGUGGGAGAGGCCUUGCAGCAUUUGCAUAAGAUGAAAAUCAUUCAUGGUGACAUCAAAAUGUUGAAUGUGGUGAGAAUCACUCAUCUACUGGAGCUGAUUGAUUUGGAUGCAUCGACGAAAAAUGGUGAUUCUGCUGGAUCCAAGUUUUCUUCUGGCGUACUUCCACCAGAGAUGACAUAUAAGCUGAACACUCGAGAAGAGUUGGAAAUGUAUGAGCGGUAUGUCCAGAAUGGAACAGCAAGCGAUGAUGAGAAGCAAAAACGAAAGGUCUUGGUCACAACUGGGCAAGACAAGCAAUACUUUGUCGUUCGUUCGUUUUGGGAGGAGGAGCAGGAAGUGGAAUUAUGGGACGAUUUCAAUAAGGUGUACAAGAUCAAGAAAAAGCUAAUGCCAAUGAACAUGAAUGGGCUGCCGUAUGGGCUUGUGAAGGCUGAUGCCAGUCUGGAUGUAUGGUCGUUUGGUGUGCUGUUGUUCGAGCUGGUGACAAAGGAGCCUUUGUUCAAGGUGAACAAUGAGAACGAUAUCACAGACGGUGACGUGAUGAGACAGCUACACAAUUGGACUGAUGAAGACAUGAAGAUCAUAUUGAAUCGCAAGGUAACGGAUAAGUAUGCCCGUGAGGUGCUGCAGCACAUGCUUUGCCGUGAACCGACAGAUCGGUGGACGAUGGAAAAACUGCUAGAGCUCGAUUACUUCAAACCGGAACAGGUGCAAGCAGCGAAUGAAUUAAUGAAACGAAUUGAGACAACGACUGCACGAACUGAGACAACAGUUGCACGUACUGAGACCAUAGCUGCACGGACUGAGACCAUAGCUUUGGAGAAUCGAGAAAUCAUUAAAACAAAUUUUGAUCAAAUACACAAAGCACUAAAGAGUGUCCUGAGCCAUCAAAAAGUCGCCAAUUCUC